AUGGGGGCACAAUUCGGCAGCCUUGCGUUUCUCAAGGGCGGCGAGUUCUUCAUGGACUCGGCCAACAUUGUUGACCUCUACUACCCGAAUGUCUCCAAAGCAUUUACAAAGCCCGUGUCGACUGCUUCCGUCCAUAUACACGGCUUUGACUGGAUGCAAGCCUUCCCCGGCAAGCCUUUCGAGGGCGAUGGCCACGGCGUGCAUCUUGCGGUGGCCCAGGAGAUGAUGAUGAAUGAAUCUGUUGUGCAGCACAGUAGCACCGUCCUGACCUCCUUGACCUUUAGCACCCCGGAGGCGUUGAUGGUCAACGGCUACCCUGCGCCCAUGCACGACUCGUGGCACAUUUGUCGCCACAUCUUCAUCUCAACAACGCCGUCGGUCAAGAAAGCCGCGGACAAUGGCAAAGGCUGCGACAGCCUCCCCGACAAGUAUUUUGACAGGACUGUUCUCAUGGACAAGACUUUGGGCUUGCUCCACACCAGCGCCAACCAGCAGAAGGAUAGCUGGCGUAUCGGCACCGGCUAUCACAGCCCGGGCGAUGCCGGCCCAUUCGCAACUGCCGCCGAGAGAACAUAUUUGGUAGCGACGGUUUGGGGCUACAGCGCAACGGCAGAUCCAAAGUCCAUCAAACUCCCGGAAGUGUCAUUCGCAUGUCUCUCAUCCGGCAAAGCCUACGUUCCGUCGUCGCAACCUCCUCCUUCCACGUCCACAACGACGACGACCACCUUCACCACCACCACGCCAACUGGCACGCCCACACAGACGGCUAUCCAAAGUGAUGCUGCUUACUACGACGACUUUACCAAUGGCAUGGUACAGUGGACCGUGUAUGACGGAUCAUACAUCGUCGACUCCAACGCGCUCACGGCGGCCAGCUCGGGCGGCGGCAAAGUGCUUUUGCACAGCAGCUAUGCCGACUUCAGCUUUGAGACGGACCUCACUCUCCCCUCUGGAUCCGGCGACGUUGGCUUCCUCUUCCGCAUCUCCAAUCCUGGCAAGGGCCCCGACACGUACGACGGGUACUACGCCGGGGUCAGCACCAGCGGCAGCGUCAUGAUUACCAAAAUGGCCGGCAGCUGGCACGGGCUCGGCACGGGCACAACGAACUGGCAGGCCGACAAGGUGCACCGCCUCAAGGUGCGUGCCGUCGGUCCGGCGCUGAGCUUUUUCGUCGACGACAUGCGCGUGCCCAAGCUGAGCGUCCAGGAUGACGCCUUCCGCGCUGGUAUGGACGGGUUCCGCGUCAACGGCGUCUCGGCCAAGUUUGACAAUGUGCAGAUCCUGCCUCUGCGCUUUGUCGAUGACUUUUCAAGUAGGAACACCAAUCAGUGGACCGUUUACGAUGGGUCGUUUGACGCCAAGUACGCUGUAGCUAUCGCCAACGGUUCCGACGCGUGCAAGGCGCUCAUCAGUGACCAGCUCUUCUCUGACUUUUCGUACGAGUCCGACUUGAGCCUCGGCAGCGGUGGCGGGAACGCGGGUCUCAUGUUUCGCGCCUCGAGCCCUCACGCUGGAGCGGAUGGAUACUACGGCUACUAUGCAGGCAUCGGCGACGGCUUCGCCGUUGUUGGCCGCUCGGAUAAUAGCUGGAAUGAGCUGCAGCGGGUGACUCUACCCGGAUUCGAUGCUAAACAGAGGCAUCGGAUCAAAGUGCAGGCAAAGGGCUCUCAAAUUUCUUUCUUUGUAGACGAUUUAUUGGUUCCCAAGAUACAGAUUCACGAUACGAUCUACCACAGCGGCCGAAAUGGUGUCCGGACAUACCAGAUUAUGGGGGUUUUUGACAAUAUCGAGAUAUACACCAUGUAG
Messenger RNA from Cordyceps fumosorosea ARSEF 2679, 1806 nucleotides. RefSeq lists its product as hypothetical. The record is from RefSeq and is a predicted model, not a curated record. Bases 1 to 1806 code for a protein of 601 amino acids. The transcript has 2 exons. Lineage: Eukaryota; Fungi; Ascomycota; Sordariomycetes; Hypocreales; Cordycipitaceae. Gene Ontology annotation, molecular function: hydrolase activity.